AUGCCUGAAAAGGUCCCUAUUCCAUACGCUGCUCUUGGCAAACCAAUCACCGAGUUUGUUGAAUACAACAACGCCAACUUUUUAACCACCACAUGGAAAGUCCCCUCCAAUGUUGAGUACAAGGGAAAGAUCUUUUAUGUUCACGGAUUUAUGGAAAGUGCACCAGUUUAUACUGAAUUCUUUGAUAAUUUGUCGCAAAACGGUUAUGAGGUGUUUUUCUUUGACCAAAGGGGUUCUGGUGAAACAUCACCAAAUGACUUGGGUGGCACAAAUGAGUUCUACACCUUUGAUGAUUUGGAUUUUUUCCUCAAGCGCAGCUUGGACGCACGUACUGAUCCCGAGGAAAAAUAUAUAUUGAUGGGACAUUCAAUGGGUGGGGGGAUCAUCUUGAAUUAUGGUAUUAGAGGUAAACACAAGGAUGCAAUCAAGGCAAUCGUUGCUUGUGGGCCAUUGAUUAAGUUGCAUCCCAAAACACAGCCAAAUAUUGUCUCCAGAUUGGCAUUGCCAUAUGUUUCUAAAAUUUUACCAAAUUUCAAGUUAGAUUCGAAAUUGAAUUAUGAUUACAUUACAUCAAAUGAAAGAUGGCAAAACUACAUCAGACAGCAUGACAAAAAGUUGAUCGGUUCCUUUGCUCAGUUUAAUGAUAUGUUUAAGAGGGGUAAGGAUUUGUUAGAUCCAGAGUAUUCAAAGAAAUUCGAUACCAAUAUUGCAUUAUUGAUUGUACACGGAACUCACGAUUAUAUCAAUGAUAUUAAGGGAAGUGAGGAAUUUUUCCCAUUGUUACCAUCAAACAUGAACAAGGUAUUUGAUAGAAUUGAUGCAGGAAGACACAGUUUGUUUGUGGAAAACGACGAGUUGUUUAAGUUGGUUUUCAAGAAAGUUGUGGAUUUCCUUCAUGAGUAUGCAAAGAAGGAUUAA
Lodderomyces parapsilosis is the source of this 918-nucleotide messenger RNA. Its product is annotated as acylglycerol lipase. The record is from RefSeq and is a predicted model, not a curated record. Gene Ontology annotation, cellular component: membrane. Bases 1 to 918 code for a protein of 305 amino acids. Lineage: Eukaryota; Fungi; Ascomycota; Pichiomycetes; Serinales; Debaryomycetaceae. The transcript has a single exon. Gene Ontology annotation, molecular function: lipase activity.